Messenger RNA from Phaedon cochleariae (mustard beetle), 2697 nucleotides. The record is from the annotation of a GenBank genome assembly. Lineage: Eukaryota; Metazoa; Arthropoda; Insecta; Coleoptera; Chrysomelidae.
AUGGAGGGUCCAUCGAAACACCCUCAUUUGGGCAGCGGAGGGGACGCCCCCCUGCUGAGAUGGGCCAAUGACGUGGAAAGCGGAGGGAUUCCCAUGGAAGAUUUCUCGAGCAUAUCGAGCGAGGAAGAUACCGGAUCGGAAUAUGACACCGAGCAAAGAACUAGAGAAAAACCUAACCACGAGAUAUGGAAUACGACAUCGAUUUGGGAUGGACUGAUGAAUUUACCGGAUGCAGAAGAAAUUACCGAUCUGAUAUCCAAAGAAGACAUGAAUUCGAUUUUGGAAUUAAACAAGGGUACUGCUCUGCUUUUGUCCUCAUGGUUAGGAAACCUAAAAGUACUGUAUGGUUGCAUCGAAGCAAGAGCUUCUUUAAAUACAGUCGAUGGAAAUGGAAGGACGGCAGUCCAUUUGGCCGCAUACGCCGGAAAAACGGACUGCCUGAGACUCCUGCUCGAACGGGGGGCGAAAGUAGACAGCUGGGACAGCAGCGGGCAAGUCACCCCCCUCCACUGCGCCUCGGGAGCGGGCAACCUCGACUGCCUCAGGCUGCUCGUGAAACACGGGGCCGACGUGAACGCGGGCCUGAGCGGCCCUUCCAGCAAGAGCCCUUUGUACCACGCUGUCCAGAGCAGCAUCGUGGACUGUGUGAGGGAGCUGCUGAAGGAGAACGCGUCUCCUAAUACGCCCCAGGUCUUCAGUGAAAGUCCUUUGCAUGUAGCAGCAGAACUGGGCAACUCAGAAACCAUGAAACUUCUUCUAGACCACGGAGCAGCAGUGGACGUCCAGUGCGGUCCAGAUAAAAUGACGCCCCUACACUUUGCUGCCGAGGAUGGUGACCUAGAAUGCGUGCGUUUACUCAUCAACGCAGGCGCCCAAGUAUCCUCAAGGAAUCAAAAAAGACAAACCCCUCUGCAUCUAGCAGCACUUGCGCAAAGCACGGAAACCAUAGGAUUCUUGUUGCGCAAAGGUGCCGACGUGAAUGCUUCAGAUUCUGAUGGCAGGACUCCUCUACACUGCUCCAUCGUCAAGGCAUCUCGGUCUUGUGAGUGCGUACGGUUGUUAUUGUGCGCGAGACCGAAUGUGAAUCAACCCGACAUAUUUGGAUAUACCCCCCUACAUCUGGCGGCUCUCAAUGAGUACUCUCACUGUGUCAUGUUGCUCAUCAACAACGGUGGAGAUGUCACUGCUAGAACGAACGGAGGCAUAUCGGUGCUUACUUUCAUCACAAGGAAAACGCCAGAUGUCAUAACGAAGUAUGUAAUGAAGUUUGAUAACUCUGUUAAGCUGAAUGAUCAUGAACUUGGGGAUGUAGACUGCGAACUCAAGCUGGACUUCAGGGUGCUAGUACCCAGCAUGGGCAACAAAGAAUCUGAGCUGCUAUUGAACUUUAUCGAAGUUGGUCACAAAGAAGUACUGAAACACCCCCUUAUUGCUACAUUCUUAUUCUUGAAAUGGAGGCGGAUAAGAAAGUUCUUUCUGUUUAGUUUGCUCUAUCACACAUUGUUCGUGUGCAUUUUCACUUUCUACAUAAUCGGGGUGUAUUUGAGAAAUUGUAGCGAAGCAGAAGGUUCAGGAAAACUCUGUUCAGUUCCGGAGUAUGUAAAAACAGUUGGUUAUGUGCUGCUUUUUCUCAAUAUACUGGUGUUGGCCAAAGAAUUUUUUCAAAUAGCACACAACUGGUGGAUAUAUGUGAAAGAGUGGGAGAAUUGGUUACAGCUGAUGAUUGUAUUGAGCGUUUUUUGCUGUGUCCAGCCUACUUACCAUAUGAAUGUACAAAAGGACGUUUUCAUCUGGCAACACCAUGUUGCAGCCAUUUCAAUUUUUUUAGCUUGGGUCGAGCUGAUGAUGAUAGUAGGACGUUUCCCAAUGUUUGGCCUAUACAUUCAAAUGUUCACGAGGGUAUCAAUAAACUUCGGCAAAUUCAUGUUGGCAUAUUUCUGCCUCUUCAUAGCGUUCUCUUUGAGUUUUGGUGUGAUUUUCGGUAACUAUCCAGCCUUCAACGACCUGAAGUGGGUUCUUUUGAAAGUGAUAAUAAUGAUGUCUGGGGAGUUAGAAUAUGAGGAUGUAUUUUUUCCUGAGGAUAAACAACAUGGUAUCAGGUAUCCUUACACAGCACACCUGAUGUAUCUGUGUUUUGUGUUACUCGUGACAGUUAUUCUAACUAAUCUCCUUGUUGGUUUAGCAGUAAGCGACAUCCAAGGAUUGCAGCAGAGUGCAGGGUUGGACAGAUUAGUAAGACAAGCAGAACUAGUUGCUCAUUUGGAAAGUAUGUUAUUUUCCAGACUACUGACCUGCGUGCCCCAGAAAUUAAUGAAUUAUCUUCAUUCCCAUGCGCUUCUUCUGAGAUCACAGUACCACUGGGCACUAUAUAUAAGACCAAACGAUCCUAGGGAAGGAAGAAUUCCCAGACCACUCAUACAACAUAUUUAUCAACUUGUCGUCGAGAAGAAAGAAAGACCAAAGAAAAGGAACAAACUGUCCAAAUUGGAUUAUUACUAUGAUGCAGUUUCACCAUCUUUAUCGAGGUUGAGUUCUUAUAGUGAUUGUUUGAGACAUGAGAAGUAUCCGAGAAGCAAAAGCCAAAUGGUGAUGUUGAGGGCACAAGUAGAUGAGGCAGCUAGAGAAUUCAUGGAACAAAAUAAAAUGUUCCGGCAGAAAUUUGAUAGAAUCUAUCAGGUCCUGAAUAACCAAAAAUGA